This is a messenger RNA of Folsomia candida, 8325 nucleotides long. RefSeq names its product potassium channel subfamily T member 2-like. Bases 2757 to 6950 code for a protein of 1397 amino acids. The transcript has 37 exons. Gene Ontology annotation, biological process: potassium ion transport. Gene Ontology annotation, molecular function: intracellular sodium-activated potassium channel activity. The record is from RefSeq and is a predicted model, not a curated record. Lineage: Eukaryota; Metazoa; Arthropoda; Collembola; Entomobryomorpha; Isotomidae. Gene Ontology annotation, cellular component: membrane.
AUCCAGAAAUUCCAAGCAGGCUGCCUGCCCUUUCGAUGACCAAUUUAGAAAAUUUAUAUCCCAGUUGCUGCCCAGUGUAUCUCGUCACUUCCACACCAAAUAUUGUGUCGUGUACACGUGGAGUUUGGUUGCAAUAAUGUGGUCGACCACUGGAAAAAAGUUUUCAAUUUCCCAAUAGAUUCGUGUCGAAAUUUCAAGCAAUCAACUCCAAUUUCUUGUAUUGCCUCACAAGUGGAAACGUCGUGUUAUCAGACGGAGGAGAAAUUUUCACCACUGUGUCGUGUCUCAAUUGAGAGUGGUCGGUGGUGUCGGAGGGUGAGUAACCAUCUCGUAGAUGGUGGUGGUUGAGUGGAAAAUAGCAGAAAUGGAGCACGUUUCGAAAUUGUGGCGAACCCAGUUGGUUUUAGUCAGUAGUGUUCCAAUUGAGUGUGGUGGUUGGUGGUAGGUGACAAGUCCCCUCAACUUUAAGGAUACUGCGUGUGUAAAAUGACGAACUUUCUCCUCUUACACCUCGCUCAUUUUCCUGCCCACUCUGAUAACUCUGGAGUAACGACAUGAGUAAUUCAAAAUAGUAGUCAGUUAGGUGAGGGAAAUACGAGAGAAAGUAGUUGAACUUGGUCUUUGAUGAGUUACAAUCGGGUGCGCACAACUCGAAGGUGAAAGUUGGCUUGAGUGAACACUUGGAGAGCAAAUUGAGACAAACUUGUUUGAUAUUUCCAGCAAGGAUAGCAUAUGACGAGAUGAAGUCAUUUGACAAGAAAACAUUUGUGCUGGCUGUUGUGACAGUUUGCAGGCUGUAGCAUGUAAUGGUCGGUGGUAGAAGAAGAAGAAAGUGAGUGCAGUGCAGCAGCAGCAGAAUAUAAUGCCAUAUAAAAAUCUGACUGACGUAGAAUCGUGUAUGGGGAGAAAAAGACCAUCAACGAAAUAAUUCUAGGAUUCUUCUCGCUUCUGGUAGUCCAGUCAGAUUGCAAAAGCGCGAGGCUACGGGACAAUUUGACAAUUUGAGUGCUUUCCCACAUCCUCUUGGUUGCACCAUGCUGGUUUUCUGGUUGAACCUUGUGAGUUAAGGGUGGUGGUGGGUGUAGUGUGGCGUUGGUUGUGUUGGUGUAGAUCCUGGUUAAGAUUGCACGGGCAUAAAAGGCAAGAGAGAGAGAGAGAUUCGAUACGGAAACGAAUCUCCGAGUUGGAUGAAGUGCUCCGGUUGUGAUAGUGGUACUUUCUCCUGCGACUGGAUUGCAUUGCUCUCCGCCUCGCUCUUUGUCUGCGUGUGGCUGUCCAACAAAUUAACGGACAGUCGUCUCCUUUAGUGCACCUUCUUCGUGCUGGCACAUUCGUAUUGCAUAAACGCACCUGGUGUGUGGGAGAAUAUGCUAAACGACAUGUGGAGGAUGCAGCUAGUCUGACCCCAUCCGCGGCCGCCUCAACUUUAUUCUUUUAUCAUUAAAACUCCAACUCUCUCUCCAAAGUGUGCUCACCCUUUCUCAUUCCUGGACAGGCUGCAUGCCAAAGUACGACAUAAAAUGCGAGCUCCUUGUCAGUAUACAAAUGAGGACUAAACAAGUGGGGGUUGUUGAACAGUGGUGGUAAAAGUACUGACUUUAUUAUUAAAAUAAAUAAAAUGGACUGGUGAACAUCAAUAAGUCUCAAGUGCCACAGUAGUUAGUGUUCUGUGUGGCUUAUGGAAUCUUCCAAGAAGAAGGAAGCAUAUUUACGCGAAGAUUUUUCUUGAUUUACAUAUUGUAUGGUGCUGGUUCGCAAAAAAUAGAACAUUAAAGUGCAUGUUAAAGCGCCAUAUGUAUGUUGUUGUCGUAUCAUGUAAUGAUUUGUGAUAUGAAAAGUAUUGAUUUGCAAUUUGGUGGAAUAUAAUUGCACAAAAAAUGUGCAGUGUCGAAUCACUCGAGAAGAGAAUAGAGAUACAAAAUGUAGUUGUCAGAGCAUUGACCGGCUAUACCAUCCCCGGCCUCCUCAUGAAUCUUGUUAAUGGUUGAGUGCACUGGAGGAUAUCCUCAAGUCAGUUGAAAUCAAUACCCGUGGAACAAAGCCCCGGCUGUUGUAAUGAUAAUAACUCUCGAGAUGAGAUGCCAUCAUGUGCUGCAUGUAACACAAGUCAGGAUACAAUAUCAUACAUCCGACGUUCCUGAAUAUUCCAGUUUUACAACAAAUGUAGUCGGGACUUGAGGGACGAUCAUAACAUGAUCAGUCGAUACGUAGUGAUGCUGAGACGCCAAAAGAAGAGUGUUUUUUUAGAAACGUGUUGUUGAAAUUACAGCAACAUCCAUUACAAGCUCAUCAUUCAAUAAUUUAUCAUAUUUCUACGCAUCCAUUCGAUCCAACCAGUUCAAUAUGUCCCCAGCCUUGCGAUCCAACACUUUCUCCAAAGCCGUUCUCUCAUCAUUACCAUCACAAAUUUGUUUCUCUCAAAUUGUUGCAGUUUUUGGCAAGUUGUCGUGACAGGCAGUGGGGCUGGAGCGCCAUGUGAACAGUGAUAGUUGAAUAAAUGAUGUGUGAACAGUCGAAAUCGGAAGUUAUUCCUGUGUUUGAGUCGAAAGCAGGUGCAAAGCCUUUUUCCACUGUGAUAGAUUUCAUGUCGAAGACUUCAUGAAUAAAUUUUGUGUGCACAUUGCAUUGUUAUCUCUACGAAUGAGACUGAAUUUAUAUUUCUAUAAAAAAGACAUUGAUCGUGUUACGUGUAAUGAGCAAAUAGUUUAAGACGACAUUUCUCCACCAACAUCACGACCAACUCCACCACCACCAAAAUGCCAGAAUAUUCUGUUACCUCUUCUACGGAAUAUUUGGACGAGUUGGAGCCUGAAAAGGUCCGGGUGGAAUACUACGUCAACGAAAAUACGAUCAAGGAACGCCUCCACCUGUAUUUCAUAAAAAAUCAGCGUUCCAGUCUCAGGAUUAGGAUCGCUCGGAUGAUCCUCAAGUUGUUCACAUGCAUCUUGUAUGUCGGCCGUGUGGUGAUGGACACAGAUCCUCUGUCCGCAUCCUGUUAUGGGUGCCACGUGGUGAACAACACAAUGUACCUGGAGGCCAUCAAGCAGACGGAAGAACGAUUUCAAGAUAACCAAAUGAUAAAUUGGUCUGCAAUAAUGUGGGUGCAAAGACCAGUCUACAUUUGGAUCCUUCAUAUCAUUCUGGCUGUCAUUAGCCUCAGCGAGACUAUUUUAAUCACGUAUUUGGGAUACAAAAACAACCUGUGGCAGCAAAUUUGUUCUCGCCAUUUCAUCCUCGAGUUGAUGACGACGGUUCCAUUCUUGGUGACAAUUUUUCACCCACCCCUUCGACACAUGUUUAUCCCAGUUUUCUUAAACUCAUGGCUGGCGAAGUACGCCCUCGAGAAUACUUUUAAUGAUUUGCACAGGGCAAUGCAGAGAAAUCAGUCGGCGUUAUCUCAACAGUUGACUGUUCUGACGGCCACUCUAAUCUGCUUAGUUUUCACCUCUGUUUGCGGAAUCCAACAUUUUCAAAGAGCGGGACAAAAGAGAAUGUCAUUGUUUCAAGCGGUUUACUUCGUAGUGGUGACUUUCUCCACUGUCGGUUACGGGGACUAUGUGCCGGAUAUUUGGCCUUCACAACUCUUUAUGGUGGCCAUGAUAUGCAUUGCCUUGAUAGUUUUACCAACCCAAUUUGAGCAGCUUGCUUUCACCUGGAUGGAGCGGCAGAAAUUGGGUGGAACUUACUCUGCUCAUCGCGCAUCUAACGAUCACCAUGUUGUCGUUUGUUCUACCACACUGCACGCUGACACGAUAAUGGAUUUCCUCAACGAAUUUUUUUCGCAUCCCAUGCUUCAGGACUAUUGCGUUGUCCUCCUUUCUCCAAUGGAGCUCGACACCACGAUGAGGAUGAUAUUGCAAGUGCCGAUAUGGGCCCAAAGGGUAAUUUAUAUCCAAGGCUCUUGCCUCAAAGACGGUGAUCUCAUACGUGCCAGAAUGAGUGAAGCGGAAGCAUGUUUUAUCCUUGCGGCGAGAAAUUAUUCUGACAAAACGGCAGCAGAUGAGCACACAAUUCUGAGAGCAUGGGCUGUGAAGGACUAUGCCCCCGGCGUCCCUCAGUAUAUCCAGAUUUUUCGCCCUGAAAACAAAAUCCACGUCAGAUUCGCCGAGCACGUGGUGUGUGAAGACGAGUUCAAGUAUGCUCUCCUGGCGAACAACUGUCUCUUCCCUGGCACCUCCACCCUCGUGACCCUUCUUCUCCACACCUCCAGAGGAAGGGAGGGACAAACUUCUCGGGAAGAAUGGCAUCGCCUCUAUGGUCGCUGUUCAGGAAAUGAAAUUUACCAUAUUCGUCUAGAUGAGUCUCGAUUCUUUGGGGAGUACGAAGGGAAAAGCUUCACAUACGCAUCGUUUCAUGCUCAUAGGAAAUAUGGUGUGUCACUGGUUGGCGUGAGGCCUUCUUUGCUCCCCGAGUUUUAUGAAGACACUAUUUUGCUCAACCCUGGGAGACAUGUCAUGCGAAAAUCUGACAUCUGCUUCUACUUUAGCAUAACCAAAGAGGAGAACUCAGACUUUGACGAUAACCAAGCCACGCAGCCAGGAACGGGGGAACCUGCUGCCGUCUCCUCAUUAGCCCCAGCAGGUUCUGGUGGCCCAACUAACGACAAAGGUGGAGAGGACAAGGUUACGAUAAAUUGCACAGCAAGCACUCCACUCCUCGGAGAAAAGACUGAAGGGUUCAGCAGCCUAAUGAACCCAACCGGCUUAUCGCCUGGCCAUCAUAUGGGAGGGUCGAGUAGCCUGGGUCGAGGCGAAGGUUCCGGUGGGUCCAAUCUCAACAUAGCUUCCUUAGCCACUCCGACUGGGGGCCCUAGAGAGGGUCCUUGUGGAAGCCCUGGAAUCGCGAUGCAGUACUUGAAUCAAAUGGGCAAACCCAUGGAGAGCAAUCUACUUUUACCACCUAAUCUCAUGAGGAGAGAAAGUCGGAGACCUUCCAUACUUCCCGUCCCAGAAAGUUACUCGAGCUCCAUGGACGAGUUUGCAACGGAGGAGAGGCAUUCCGACGAUGAGGAGAUGGAUUCUGAUGCUGAGGAGGCAGAGGACGAGGUGCCCUGGUUGGGGCAUGGCGACAAGACCUCCAUUGUGAAGGGCUUCCCACCCGUGUCCCCCUACAUCGGAGUUACACCCACCUUGUGCUACCUCCUCAAGGAGAAGAAACCACUUUGUUGUCUCCAGCUAUGCCAGGCGUGCGAUCACUGCGUUCAUCGCAAUGCUUACGACUACAACUGGCAGAACAGCAGUAUAAUCCUCACAGCGGACUUUGCAUCGGCAGCAAUUUACAACUUUAUUGUCCCCCUCCGAGCUCACUUCCGACCUAAAUCACGACUAAACCCAAUAAUUUUGCUGUUGGAACGGAGACCGGAUUCUGCAUUCCUGGAUGCAAUCUCACAUUUUCCAAUGAUUUAUUGGAUGCUGGGAUCAAUCGAUUGUCUCGACGACCUUCUGAGAGCUGGAAUUACGCUGGCUGAGAGCGUCGUAGUUGUGAACAAGGAGUUGUCAAAUUCUGCAGAAGAAGAUAGCUUAUCAGAUUGUAAUACCAUUGUCGCAGUUCAAACAAUGUUCCGCUUUUUUCCACAUAUCAAAAUUGUCACCGAGCUCUCUACAUCUAGCAACAUGAGAUUCAUGCAGUUCAGGGCGUCAGAUGCAUACGCUCUUCACUUAUCGAAGAUGGAAAAGAAAGAGAAAGAGCGAGGUUCCCAUAUUUCGUACAUGUUCCGCCUGCCAUUCGCUGCAGGAAGCGUUUUCUCCGCAUCAAUGUUGGAUACACUGCUGUAUCAAGCCUUCGUGAAGGAUUAUUUGAUCACCUUCGUUCGACUGCUCCUUGGGAUAGACCAAGCUCCCGGAUCUGGUUUCUUGACAUCCUUGGAAAUAACACACAACGAUCUCUGGAUACGGACUUACGGACGUUUGUACCAAAAGCUGUGCUCCACAUCUUGCGAAAUCCCAUUUGGAAUUUACCGAACCCAAGAUACAUCAUCCGAUGAUUCGCCAGAAGGUCAUACACAGAGUGAACAGUCCAGCCCAGUGCUUGACCCGGGGCCUACGGACAUUGAGGGUGGGUCUGGAGGAGGUGGAGAUGAGUCAAUUGGAAAGGCUCCAAGCAAGUCGUUUAUGCCUCAGAUAAAUAUCCCAAACAGUUGUCUCGGCGGGUGUUCCACGCAGAGAAGUUCUUAUCUCUCCGUGGCCGUUCAUGAUGACACGAAUACUAAAGACAGUCACACAACGUUAAUAGAGCGAGCCGAAAUAGCAAGUUUGAUACGUUCGAGGAUGCAAAGUCUUGGAUUGCCCAAUUUUGGUGAUACGGUUUUCCACUUUUCCGAGAGGCGAAGCUCUCUAUCCUACGUGAUUAUAAACCCUUCCUGCGAUCUAAAAUUAAAAGAAGGAGAUGUCGUUUAUUUAAUAAAACCCACUCCGUUUUCAGCCCAAAAGACAUUUGAGAGACACAACUCGAGGAGAAAAUCUACCCUCAGUUGCGUCUCUGGUAUAGGUGGUGGCAAUGGGGGGGAUGGGCAGCCCUUGGGAUUUAACUUGUUCACUCAGCCGAGUCCUGACCCAAGCAAAAGGAGACGAUCGUCCUCGGGAAGUUUGCUCCUCUCUGGUCAGCAUUGCAGCCCCAGGGUUCCUGUGACCAAAAGCAAUUCGUUGUCUUUGCCGGACUCUCCGGACGCACGACCCAGAUCGAAUUCCCUUCGCGUGGGAAAUCUUGAUGAUAUUUUGAUGCGACGGUCCUCAUCCUUGCGCCAAGGUCUGCUCAGUUGCGGUCCUUCAACUUCUGGACGCCGAUCUUCCAACGAGGAGUUAGGAAUACCACAGACAACGAUUACUCGCCCUGUGCGACUCACACUAAAUGGGGGGAUUGGCCUUGAGGUGACGGUAACGCCACCGGAUGACUCUAUCACCGCUUCAGCACCAUCUUUGCCCCUACAAGGUUAUCAAGGAACGAUGGUAUGACAUACGGGGAAUCCCGGCGAGUCAUCAACUCACUGGGAUAAGUCCCCGAUAUCUCAACCUCGUCAACAAAGUCCAUUCGCUUCCCCAAGAUACGGAAGACGCCAAUCGCUUUAUCCAUCCGCGACAGCCUCAUAUUCCACUUCGAUUCUCAGCCCGGGUCCAUCGUAUGCUGGUUUGCCCACGGAUCGCAAUUUAUCUUCCAGAUCAGGCCAUUUGGAAGAAAGUACUGACCCUCGUGAUGCUGACCAGCAGUGUGACGUGUGUCCCAGCUACAGUGCCCGUCGUUCCAGUCUGACCUCUCUGAACCAACAGGGACAGAGAGCCGCGCAAGGGUCCAGCACACAUCCGCACAAGUGGUGGAAACCAUUCAACUAUGCCCCUUCGAGCAUUGCGUCGAGAAAUGCUGCCAGAAGAAACUCCAACUCGAGUGUGAAACUUAUCCCACCACGAAUCACAAAAACUCAGUACCCUGAAAAUGUUUAGAAUUUCAUGCUCAUGAUGGUCCUGAUUUUAUGGCCCUUUUUGCACUGACAUAAGUAUAUUCCACGAAACCUGGAAGGUGGACAACAAAUGAAGUUGAUUGGUAGUGAACAAUGUAAUGUAGUAAUUCAUGUACUAUUCCACUGAAGUAUACCUUAAGAAAUAUUAAAGGACAUGCAAGUAUAUCGUGUACAUGUGUACAUAUCCUGAUUAGUGAUAUUACUUAGGAUUAGUAGUGUCUCUAAUAAAAAACAUCGAAAGAAGGAUGUACUGUUUACAGCAAUUGAUACGUGUGAGGUCGAAGGAUAAGAGAAAUGACAAAAACUCUAUUCUAUUAGUGCAUAUCAUGCAAGGACGAGCGUAUGUAUGGUGUCAAUAUUUUUCUAGUUGAUUUCCUUCAUAAUGUACAAAUAUCAGCGUAAACUUAUCUAGUCAACAUUCACAUAAAGUAAGUGUAAGAUGUAAGCGCACGAUAUUAUUUUUCAGUCUCGAUAGUCUAGCUGAAAAUUCCGUUGAUCUCGGAAUAAUAUGUAUGUAUUAGGAUAUGAAGUUUACUAUUAUCCACAAUUCCAUUAAAUACUGCUGUUUUCCCAAUAAUAUCACGACCCAGUCUUCGAAUAACUAAUAAACAAAACUAUAGUCAUUCAUAUUGGAUGUGAAGUUAACUUAUGUGAUACACACUACUACUGAUAUCUCGGUCUGAAAGAUCCAAAUACUGUAAAACUUAGUAUUAAUUUCACUGUAUUAUCUUGAUUUAUUAAAUAUAUACAUAUAGGUUGAUUAAGUAGGUCCGAAUAGUAUAAAAAUGUACAUAUUUAUGUUAGUAUAGGAAAUUAUUUCUGAACGAUUCUGUCUGUAAUGGUGAAUCCGACAAAAUAAAAAAUUUAACAAACUG